Oncorhynchus kisutch (coho salmon) is the source of this 2241-nucleotide messenger RNA. Its product is annotated as cleavage stimulation factor subunit 2. Gene Ontology annotation, biological process: mRNA 3'-end processing. The transcript is spliced from 13 exons. The record is from RefSeq and is a predicted model, not a curated record. Gene Ontology annotation, cellular component: mRNA cleavage and polyadenylation specificity factor complex. Gene Ontology annotation, molecular function: mRNA binding. Lineage: Eukaryota; Metazoa; Chordata; Actinopteri; Salmoniformes; Salmonidae. The coding region runs from base 49 to 1779 and encodes 576 amino acids.
CUUUAAAGUGUAGAAUUUCCUUUUGCCACACCGUUAUCAUUCCCGAAAAUGGCGACUUUAGCAGCUGCUGCUGUUGUUGCUGCCGCUGGCAGAGAUCCCGCUGUUGACCGUUCAUUGCGCUCUGUCUUUGUGGGAAACAUUCCAUAUGAGGCCACAGAGGAGCAACUGAAAGACAUUUUUUCAGAAGUCGGUCUCGUUGUCAGCUUUCGGUUGGUGUAUGAUAGGGAGACAGGCAAGCCGAAGGGAUAUGGCUUCUGUGAGUAUCAGGACCAGGAGACGGCCCUCAGUGCCAUGCGGAACCUGAACGGAAGAGAGUUCAGCGGCCGGGCUCUCCGUGUCGACAAUGCUGCUAGUGAGAAAAACAAAGAGGAGCUCAAGAGUUUGGGGACAGGAGCCCCCAUUAUUGAGUCUCCCUACGGGGACAACAUCAUGCCAGACGAGGCUCCAGAGUCUAUUAGCAGAGCUGUGGCCAGUUUGCCCCCAGAGCAGAUGUUUGAGCUCAUGAAACAGAUGAAGCUGUGUGUGCAAAACAGUCCCCAGGAGGCCAGGAACAUGCUGUUGCAGAACCCCCAGCUGGCCUUUGCUUUGCUGCAGGCCCAGGUUGUCAUGAGGAUCGUAGACCCUGAGAUUGCCCUGAAAAUGCUUCACCGUCAAACCCCAGUGCAGCCAUUGGUUCCCAACAGUCAAGCUGGGCCAGUGCCAGUGGCCAACCAGCCUAUUCCCCCAGCCAAUGCUCCAGUCUCCCAGUCACAGCCCAUGCCGGGCAUGCACAUGAACGGAGCUCCUCAGAUGAUGCAGCCCCCUCCCAUGGGUGGGGGACCUGGGCCCAUGCCAGGACAGGGACCAGUGGGACCACCAGGACCAGGUGGUAUCCCUCCCAGAGGCCUGCUUGGUGAUGGCCCCAACGACCCCAGAGGAGGAACCCUGCUCUCUGUCACAGGAGAGGUCAUCGAACCCAGUCGAGGAGGAGGCUUCAUCGGGGCCCCCCCACCACACCAGGGGCCCCCCAUGCACAUGAACCAGAUGGCUGGAGGGCCUCCUCUGGACAUGAGGCCGCCCCAUGACAUGAGAGGACCCCCCAUGGGUGAACCCAGGGGCAUGAUGGGAGAGCCCCGGGGACCCCCCAUGGGUGAACCAAGGGGCAUGAUGGGAGAGCCCCGGGGACCCCCCAUGGGUGAACCCAGGGGCAUGAUGGGAGAGCCCCGGGGACCCCCCAUGGGUGAACCCAGGGGCAUGAUGGGAGAGCCCCGGGGACCCCCCAUGGGUGAAUCCAGGGGCAUGAUGGGAGAGCCCCGGGGACCCCCCAUGGGUGAAUCCAGGGGCAUGAUGGGAGAGCCCCGGGGACCCCCCAUGGGUGAACCCAGGGGCAUGAUGGGAGAGCCCCGGGGACCCCCCAUGAUGGAACAGCGGGGACCCCCCAUGAUGGAGCCCAGGGGACCCCCCAUGGAGAACAGAGGUCGGGACCCCCGAGCGGUGGACCCCCGUGGACCAGUGUCGGGCCAGAGGGUUCCCACUGCACAAGGAAUGCAGGGCCCCUCUCCUCACUCCAUGAAUACUAAUGCCCCUCCACCUGCCAGACCGGGUCCUGGUGUACCACAGUCCGGAGGUAGCUUCAGCCCAGGGCAAAGCCAGGUGACCUCACAGGACCAUGAGAAGGCCGCCUUGAUCAUGCAAGUGCUGCAGCUGACCCCAGAACAGAUCGCCAUGCUGCCCCCAGAACAGAGACAGAGCAUUCUCGUCCUCAAAGAGCAGAUCCUGAAGACCACCGGGGCACCCUGAAUACCCCCACACCCAUAGGCUCAAGCGGUCCGUCUUCUCAGUGGAGAUGUCAGCAUGUUUUGCAUUGUGGCUCAGUUGUGGAACACCCUCUAAUGAAUCUACACAUGAUCUCCCUGGAGAAUACUGACCCUUCCUGGUUGUGUUUUCAAGACUGUCACAGGACCCCGACACCCCUGCCCCCUGUAACCUCGACGUUGGAUUGAUCAGCACACGUCACCUCACUUCAAACAUUUUGGAGAUUGUUUUGUAUUAUAUGGUCUUUUUUUUUAAAUUGAAAUUUAAAGUGUUAGUGAUUUGAAGAAUGUCUGUUAUUCUUUUGAAGGGGAACACUUCAUAGUCAGUUCAACUGAGAGAAGCGUUGCUGGAUGUUACGUGAUGCCCAACCCUUUUCAUUUUGUGGCUGGAACCUGUUGCCUGUCUGGAUAUUUGUUCAAUUAAAUAAACAUUUCAAUAGAAACUGUU